CUGAAAAAUAAUUUUUGGUUGCCAGUAUACCUGUAGUCGUUGCACUGAUCAGUCGAUAGUUUUGUGAUAAAUUAUUUCUCAAGUGAAUUAAAUUAUUAACCAUGGGACGUGAUUCUAGAAAGGUUUCAAGAGAACUUCGGAGUUCUGAAAAAAUUCAUAAGUCGCGUUCAGUCAAAAGAAAGAAUGUUUUUAAUCCGAAAACAGCCGAACGUGAUGAAAGUAUUCAGAGUACAUCUUCUAAAAAAUUAAAACAAAACACUGAAGAUGAUGUACCUGAAGACAGCAGUACUGAAUUUCGAAUAAUAAAUUUUAUUCAGGUAUUCACUGCAAUUUCUGCUCUUAUAAAAUGUAAAAAAUGUGAUGGAAAUGUAGUGUUUCAAACAGCAAGUACACGUGGGCUGGGAUUCAAAAUUGUAGUUGCAUGUAAUAACUGUGGAAAUGAAUAUAUUCCUUCCUGUUCUUUCGUUGGGCAUUCUUAUGAAAUAAACAGACGUUUCAUUUUUGUAAUGAGAAUACUAGGAAUAGGAUACGAAGGAUUGUGCAAGUUUUGCGGCCUGAUGGACAUGCCGUCUUUUUUAGAUAAAUCUACGCAUACAAUUUUACUGAAACAGAUUUUGAAUUGUAGUAAAGCCGUCGCAGAAACCUUCAUGACGAAAGCUGUGAAUGAAGAAAAGCAAGCAAUGCCAACAACUGAAAAUGAAGAUAUAAAUCAUCUAACUGUAUCGGGAGAUGGAACCUGGCAAAAACGGGGAUAUACAUCGUCAUUUGGAGUUUCUUCUAUAAUUGGCUAUUUUACUGGAAAGAUUCUUGACAUAAACAUUAAAAGUGCAUAUUGUAAGCUAUGUGAGUAUUGGAAAAAAAAAACAAAUACUGUUGAGUUCGAGGAAUGGUAUCAAUCGCAUGAAGAUGUGUGUUCUGCUAAUCAUCAAGGGUCUUCUGGGAAAAUGGAGGUGGAUGCGAUGGUCGAAAUGUUUUCGUAUUCUGAAACUAAAUAUGGAGUUAAGUAUGCCAACUAUAUUGGUGAUGGUGACUCCAAGACCUAUUCAGGAAUUAUAAAAUCAGAUCCUUACGAAAAUACAACUGUAAAUAAAAAGGAAUGUAUAGGGCAUGUCCAAAAGCGGAUGGGGAGUCGAUUACGUACGCUGAAGAGUAAACAAAAAGGUCUUGGUGGUCGAGGUAAGCUCACAGGAAAAUUAAUAGACAAACUAACUGUGUACUAUGGUUUAGCAAUACGCCGGCAUUGUGAUUCUAUUGAAAAUAUGAAAUCUGCUAUAAUGGCAACCUUUUAUCACUACGGCUCGAGUGAUGAAAAACCGAAUCAUGAUAUGUGUCCAAAAGGCGAAGAAUCUUGGUGCUCUUACCAGCGCGCUGAAGCAAGAGGAGAGCUUGAUACCUUUUCUCACGAUUAUUCUCCUUUACCUUCUGAUGUUUUAAAAGCUAUCAAGCCUAUAUACGAAGAUCUUAGUAAUGAAAAUUUACUUUCAAGAUGUGUAGGUGGAUUCAAUCAGAAUAAUAAUGAAAGCUUUAACCAACUAGUAUGGAAAAUAUGCCCAAAAACGUCUUGAUGAAUACACUAGGACUUAAUUGUGGGCCUAAUUCUCAUCGGUAUGCAGAAAGAAUGGAUGCUGCACGUAUCAAAGUAGCAGAUAAGCGCGCUAAUGAUAACACCCGAGAAGGUCGAUUGCAACGUAGGCACCAGCAAAUCGAUAUUUUGGAAGCUGCUAUGUCGGCUGAAGAGCUAUUAUAUGGUCCAGGAAUAGAUGACUCAGUAUGAAUCUCCAAGGACUUAUGAUGAUCACCGCAAAGGACUUCGGGAGGAACGGGCUCUACAAAAACAGCGAUAACUUUUUGAAUUAUUAAUUUUUUUUUUUGAAAUUUUCGUGAAGUCAAAUCGAAACGUGUUCUAAUAAAGCUAUGUUUUUAUUUUUGUCAAAUAAAGUAAUUAACUACAAAAAAAAAAUUAUUGAAAAUCAUCAUUUUUUCAUACC
Microplitis mediator is the source of this 1988-nucleotide messenger RNA. RefSeq lists its product as uncharacterized. NCBI's taxonomy places the organism in Eukaryota, Metazoa, Arthropoda, Insecta, Hymenoptera, Braconidae. The transcript is spliced from 3 exons. The coding region runs from base 102 to 1565 and encodes 487 amino acids. The record is from RefSeq and is a predicted model, not a curated record.